Candida dubliniensis CD36 is the source of this 192-nucleotide messenger RNA. RefSeq lists its product as uncharacterized. The transcript has a single exon. Bases 1 to 192 code for a protein of 63 amino acids. Gene Ontology annotation, molecular function: proton-transporting ATP synthase activity, rotational mechanism. Gene Ontology annotation, biological process: proton motive force-driven ATP synthesis. Lineage: Eukaryota; Fungi; Ascomycota; Pichiomycetes; Serinales; Debaryomycetaceae. The record is from RefSeq and is a predicted model, not a curated record.
AUGUCUGCAUACAAACAAGCUGGUGUAUCAUUGAACAAAGCUUUAGCAAUUGCUGCUCAAACUUUAAGAAACUCUUUAAAACCAGAAUUCAGAGCUGCUGCUGAAAAAAGAGGAUUCGUUGAUGCCAAAGUUAUAACUUUUAAAGAUGGUAAACAAAGUGAACCAAUUCCAUUGAAACCAACUGACAAAUAA